UCCAUAUAGACAUGAGAUCUUGGAGACACCCUUAAAGACUAGGAAGAAAGCUGUUAUGUGGACCGGUGAACAUGGCUUCUUGGAUGUGAGUAAUGGAACUGUGUUAUGCAAUACAUAAAAAGACAAGUGUUCUAACAACACCUUCCUGCAGCACACAAAGCCACUGAAGGGAGACAACCAGGUUUUCUAUCCCACUCCUCCAAAGACAGUGCUACCCAACUCUAAACUUCGUGAUUGGGAUUUGUCGUUAUCUGAGCGGACAAGCAACAUGCUGAAAAAUUUGGAGAGGACUCAGUGGGUCACAUCUUAUCAAGAGCACUACACAGGAUCAGGGCCAGCAAAUCCUCUAAAGAUAGAUGACUUCAAGGAAAAAAUAAGUGACCUUACUGGGAUGAAUUCACACACUGCACCACUGAGAGAAAGGUCCUUUCCUGUGUUUGUUCCCUCUAAAGCAAAAGGAGGUUGUAGAAGAAGACUAGGGAGCUGCGUGGUGGUGAGGAGCAUGUGCAGUCCUGAUGAGACUGAACUCCCAAACCAAGGCACUGCUUCAGCUACUAUAAACCAACACAGGCCGCAAGAGAUCACAGUUAAGCAUAAAGAGGCACAGCAUGCAAACCAAUGGGGACAUAGUGAAUCAAGGUACAGCUCUGGCCCCACAGAAGCACAGGGAGCUGAGCUGUCUCAGGAGGUCUUAUACAAACAACAAACUGAGAGCAAAAGCUCUGUGUAUGAGGGCAGGGUGGGAGUAAACUGCAAAGUCCAGUUUGAUGAAAGUCCCAUGCAAGUAUCACAGAGCAGCCAAGAGGCUAAUGCUGCACAAAUCACAGACACAGAGCGACCCCUGGACCUGUACAACAGCCCACUUUCCCACGGAGGGACGGAGGUCAAGAGACAGAAAAGCAUGAUGGAGCUGCGUGUAGAGGUUGAACCAAGUAGCAAAACAAAGUAUUUUAAAGCCAGAAGAAAUGUAUCUAGCCUUAGUGAGUCAGCUGUAGCCAAAGACCUUGCAGGUAUUAAAUCACAUGCAAACUUAUUGUCAAGGGCAGCUUCAGAGCAAGAGAAACUGGGACAGAGCAGAGAGCUGCCUAACCCCUGCAUCUUGCCAAGGCCUCCUGUCCUGCCUGGCAUUCAUUCAGUGGACAGAGUUGGGAGUGUGGGUGGAGAAGGUGCAGCUGUUAGACUCCUGGACCUUCAAAAUUCAUUCAUUAAUUCGAUAGCCCAUCGCAACUUUAACAGCUCCAUCACACGUGCUGCUGUCAACCUGAGGGACAAUGUAGCCACAGGGAAAAAACACAACUUUUAUGGGAUCAACUGUUACUACCUCCAUGGAUAACCUAAUGGACAUGAAUUUUACUUUUCCUGGAAGCAAAUAAUAGCCAUAAUAUUUAGAAUCCCAAAAGCAAGUGAAUACCUCAUUAUAAAAUGUAACCUUAACUGAAUACCACCACUGAGUUUAUAGCAAUUAAAUGUUUAACUUCGAAAAUCAUCUGAAUUUAUGUGCUUUGAAUUCCCCUUCAGAGUCUAAUAUUUAGAGAAAUUACAUCAAGUUGCUCAGUAAGUUAAAUGCAGAUUUAAAGAAUUGGUCAAAAAAUCUUUCAAACACCAAAAUUCAAACUUCAACAUAUGGGCUUCCAAGAAUAAGCAAUGGAGCCUGAGAGGAAACAGGUUAUGUUCAGUCACUUUGUCAUGUUAUCCAAGUUUCUGAUCUGCCUACAAUACAAGAGGAAGUGUUCUUCAUAGCCUGGAUGUUAAAGUUAUACUUUUUUGUUGAUCUUGAAUUUGGCUGAUUUUAAUUUUUAAGAUCAGAAUUUCAGCAACUUGAGAAGAGUUGUCUCUGAAUUUGUAAAGCUUGAACGAACGUAGAGGAGAGAACCACAUAAAUCAAACCACAACAAUUCAUAUAAAUGGUUUUCAAAGACUGCAAUAAAUUAAGUUGUUUUAUUUUCAACCACAGUUGUGGUUAAAUGAUAUUUAGUUGCUUGUAAGACUCAAAUUAUUACAGCUAUAAUUUGCUUCCAUAACAUCCGCACCAAACAGUGGUCGGCACAAAAACAAAGAGUAACUAUGAAGGCUGUAAGAUUUCUUAUAUGCUCACAAUAAAAUGCUGCGAUUCAUCAUUUCUUUCAAGAAACUUUCCAGAUUGUUUAUUUAACUCAGUACUUGCUCAGUAUGUUGUUAGCAUAGUGAACAGCAGGCCAAUUUGCAAAUAUUGUUAAUUUGCUCUUUGGUUCAAUGCUUUUCAUUUGUAAUAUGGUAUUCAUCAGAGCUCAGGAUGUGGCCCAUAAUACAAAAAUGGUCUUAUAUAAGGCUCCCAUAAGCCACAGCUGAUUGUAUGGGUAAAAUAAAAGAAAUAAUCUUCAAA
This is a messenger RNA of Micropterus salmoides (largemouth bass), 2362 nucleotides long. RefSeq lists its product as uncharacterized. Gene Ontology annotation, cellular component: centrosome. The transcript has 3 exons. The record is from RefSeq and is a predicted model, not a curated record. Bases 269 to 1333 code for a protein of 354 amino acids. NCBI's taxonomy places the organism in Eukaryota, Metazoa, Chordata, Actinopteri, Centrarchiformes, Centrarchidae.